AUGGUUGUUACAGAGGUGAAUUUGUGGUUAAAUCUCAUGGACAUCAGGAAAGAGGUGAAAGACUUUCAUCUUGAUGCUCCGCUGUUGCCUUCUGGGAUUUACAACAGCUUUGAAGAGGGGGUGGUCGAGAGGUUUGGGGAGGUGAAGGACAUGGGCGCAGAGGCAGAAAUCGAAAAGGUCCAGAAAGAUGAAGACAAAGAGGAUGAGAAGUUCAUUGAUGUAGUCAUCAACAAGAACAUGAAACUGGGACAGAAGGUUUUGAUCCCUGUGAAACAGUUUCCCAAAUUUAAUUUUGUGGGUAAACUCCUGGGCCCUCGAGGGAACUCAUUAAAGAGACUACAAGAGGACACACUGACCAAGAUGUCCAUCCUCGGAAAGGGAUCCAUGAGAGACAAAGAAAAGGAAGAAGAACUGCGAAAGAGCGGAGAGACAAAGUAUCAUCAUCUUAACGAAGAUCUCCACGUGCUGAUCGAGGUGUUUGCGCCGCCCGCUGAAGCGUAUGCGAGAAUGGGACAUGCUUUGGAGGAGAUCAAAAAAUUCCUCAUUCCGGACUAUAAUGAUGAGAUCAGACAGGCUCAGCUACAGGAGCUGACGUAUCUGAACGGCGGCUCGGAGGAUGCCAAAGUCCCAGCGGCCAGAGGCAAAAGCAGCACACGGAGCAGAGGAACGUCAGCGCCAGGACCACACAGAUGUAGAGGGGGUGUUCCUCCUCCUCAGGCUGCAGUCCCGCGGGGGGUGGCGCCCAGAGGAGCUCCGCCCAGCAGGGUUCCGUCCAGCAGAGUAAGGGGCGUUCCUUCUAAGAGAGCACGAGGAGCUCCACCCCCACCUGGGUACAGACCUCCCCCUCCAGUGGUGCAGGAUACCUAUGGUGAAUAUGAAUAUGACGAUGGAUAUGGAACAGCCUAUGAUGAGCAGGGAUAUGACUCAUAUGACAACAACUACAACAAUCAGGCACCAAACUCAGAUGAUUAUUAUGAAUACAGCCAUGGUAUCAGUGGAGAAUCAUAUGACUCUUACGGCCCGGAAGAAUGGACAAACAACCGCAACAAGGCGCCACCAGCAAGGAAAAGCAAAGGAGUGUUCAGAGAGCAGCCGUACUCCCGAUUCUGACCUGCUACAGUCCUUCAUGUGCCCUCCCAAGUAAUGGAUUUUCUAUGGACUCUAUUUCCUUUUUUGCAAAUAAAAUCAACCAAAAUGACAAAAAUACAAAUAGUCGAAGAAGUCAAGGGGUAAAAUUAAGUUUCUGUGGAACUGAUUCUGUUGUAACAUGGACGACUCCCAUAAAUGGAUAUUACGGAUCACUGGAUUAUGUAGUUUAAAUCAUAGAACCACUCAGAAUUCAAAUAGACUUACUUAUGUGGGAUGGAGGCGGGCACUAGCGGUUAGCGGUGGAGUUACAUGGGGUGUACAGUGUUUAGAUUUAGCAGGUCAGUUUUUGUAGCUACUUUUUUUUUGAUGGGUGAUCAGCUUCAAUGUGUCCCUUGUAAAUUUUACCUUUAACUAGAGAAAAAAGUAAAAGAAAAUCAUUUCUGCACAUGUUGUUUUCCUUCCUUUCUCUUUUCUAAAUGGAAAGUUCUUCAGCGUUAAAGGGCUUAU
Molecule: messenger RNA, 1596 nt
Organism: Carassius auratus (goldfish)
Lineage: Eukaryota; Metazoa; Chordata; Actinopteri; Cypriniformes; Cyprinidae
Product: KH domain-containing, RNA-binding, signal transduction-associated protein 3
Exons: 10
Coding region: 1-1110 (369 amino acids)
Biological process (GO): regulation of alternative mRNA splicing, via spliceosome
Cellular component (GO): nucleus
Molecular function (GO): mRNA binding
Source: RefSeq, a predicted model, not a curated record